CGCCGUGGUGGCUGUUGCGGUGGCGAGGCUCUCUCUGUCCGGCGCCGGACGCUGCUGGUGUGAGGUGAUGGACGCGCCGCGCCGGUGAUGUGGUACCGGAGUGACGGGCCGGUGUCCGAAGGAGGGGAGGUUUGUCCCCGCGAGGAGGUGCUCCACUGAAGUGGCGACAGCGUCUGCAGCGGACCAUGCGGUGGUGGUCAGUGGUGACACGGCUGAUCGUGACGCUCUGCUGGAGUUUGAUGGCCAGAGGCCAGAGCGGCGUCCCGUACGACCCGCGGCACAACAACAGCUACGAGAAACGACUGAUGGACUUCAUUGUGCGCGACUACGACCGCGACGUGCGGCCCGUGUUCAACGCCUCCGACCCGGUCAUCAUCCAGCUGGGCAUCACGCUGACGCAGAUAUUCGACAUGGAUGAGAAGAACCAAGUUUUAACCACAAACGUUUGGCUUGACCAGGAAUGGACGGAUGAGCUUUUAACGUGGGAUCCCAGCCAAUUUGGUAAUAUGAAGGAGCUGAGGGUGCCAUGUGAGAAGAUCUGGUUACCUGACAUCGUCCUUUACAACAAUGCCGACGACUACACACGCGGCUACAUGAACAGCAAGGCGAUGGUCCAUCACAACGGGCGCGUGUUCUGGCCGCCGCCCACCAAGUUUCGGUCCACGUGCGCCGUGGAUGUCACCUACUUCCCGUUCGACGACCAGACGUGCAUCCUCAAACUGGGCAGCUGGACCUACAACGGCUUCCAGGUGGACGUGACUAACCGAACGGAGCAGGUGGACCUGACCAACUACAUCCCUAACGGCGAGUGGGAGCUGCUGGAGGCGCGCAUCAACAGAAACGUCGUCUACUACAGCUGCUGUCCGGAGCCGUUCCCUGACGUCACAAUCACUCUAAUCAUCCGGCGGAAGACGCUGUUCUACAUGUACAACAUCGUGCUGCCGUGCAUGAUGAUGUCGGUGCUGACGCUGCUGGUGUUCUGCAUGCCGCCCGAGAGCGGAGAGAAGAUCGGCCUCGGCGUCACGGUGCUGCUCGCCUUCAGCGUCUUCAUGCUGGCCAUCGCCGAGAAGAUGCCAGAGACCUCCGACAGCGUUCCGCUCAUAGGGAUCUACCUGACGGCUGUGAUGGCCAUCACCAGCGUGUCCAUCAUCAUGACCGUGGUGGUGCUGAACCUGCACUACCGCGGGCCCGGCAAAAAGGAGGUGCCCCACUGGAUGCGCCGACUUGUGCUUGGAAGGACGGCGUCUCGCCGGCGGCGCUCCGAGUCGAGCUCGCAGAAGUGCGCCGGCUGCUACCGUCGGCGCGGCUUUCCAGGCGGCGACGCGCACCUGACCGACCACCCGCCGCUGCUGCCGGCCUACAGUCCCGGCAACGGCACCGCCUUCACCGCCGCCAGCGCCGCCUACAGCAAGCCGGAGGCCGUCCGGCUGGCCGUCGACACGCUUCCCGGCGCGCCGCCGCCGGCCGCCGAGCCGGCGCCCGCCAGCGACGCCAGCGACUCGGCCGGCCGGCCGGCCGCCGCGCCGCUGCAGGAGGAGGUGGGCCGCGCGCUGCGCCACCUGCUCAGCCGCCAGCAGGCCGAGGAGCACUGCGGCCGCGCCGCCGACGAGUGGCGCCAGGUGGCGCUGCUGGCCGACCACACCCUCUUCUGGGUGUUCCUGGUUAUCACCACCGUGUCCAGCCUCCUGUUCCUGGUCGUGCUUCCCGUCUACAAGCGCAGCCAGUAUCAGCGGCCCGACUGAGCGGCCGACGGAGACUCGCAGAACGGACAUUGACCUGCAGACUGAGGUCUGCAGCGAUCGUGAGAUAGCAGUCGACAUCGGCGAGAGGAGGUGUAAAAACACGCGAUGAAGAAACAAAGUCACUCAUUGCCAUUUUGUAAGACGUACGGCAUCCCGGUUGUUUGACAUAAGACGACGUUGUCCCGUGGCCGAAUGGAAUAGUGGCUCAUUUCCAUUUUGUCGCAUUAGAACCGAAUGGAGAAUGAGAAAUGUGCUGCCUACCAGCCAGCCAGUGGUUGUCAUUGCUGACAAUGACAUCAGUGUUUGUGAACGCGGUGAUGCCUGCCCUGCCGAGUGACCAAUGAUGCUGAGGGACUGGUGUCACCAGUGACGUUGAGAAGUUGGUGGCAGUGACUUGCUGGGUAACGAUUACCCUGAGGGACUGGUAAUGCCGGUGAACCUAGUCCUAUAGAUCGUUAAAGUCAGCGACCUGAGGUGACGCCGGCGACCUGAGAGAUUGGUAAAGUCGGUGAGCUCGAGUGACUUGUAACGCCGGCGAUCUGAGGAACUGGGAACAAUGACUCUAAGGGACUCCAGGCCGGUGACCCGAGGGACUGGUGACGCUGGCGAUCUUGAGGGACCGGUGACCGAUGUGCGCAGUAGAGGCUGAGAGUGUGUUCGGAGAUGGUGGUGGGAUGGAUGUGCUAUGGCUAGUGGUUCUGCAGGAGCUCAUUGAAUGCAGACGGUGGUAUAGUCGAGGAGUGAGAGAGAGGUCAUGCGUCAUUAACUCAUGGGAACUUAUUUUUGUUUGCUCGGCUCUCCUUCAUGGUGAUAAGCGCACGCCGUGAAAGGGACGGCAAACAACUAUAGCCGUGGCUGGGCUUUUAGUUUAGAGACAUCGCAUCGCGUUCGCCGACUAGCGUACAGGGAAAGAUUCUGAAACGUUACCGAAGGACACUAACGCAUACGAACAAGGAUAACAUUUGUGCUAUAGGAUCCGCUGCCAAAAACAAGUUUAUUAGGCAUCCAGCUGGUAAACAUGCAGGUACGAUUCUAUUGGCCGUGGCUCGUGUGCGAUAAUUUUCUGAGACUGACAUUGGAAAAUGUCCGUUGUGUUUUGAGUGACGUUUGCUGAAUUGUAAAUGUAUUGUUCGUUGUCUUGGUUGUAGUAAGUUACGUCAGGUCAUCUGACAUCUAGUCAUCUCGCAUCGUCUAUGAAAUAUUAUUUGCUAUUCUAUAAUAGUAACGAUGUUGAUAAUAAAACGUUCAAACAAUUUAA
Messenger RNA from Amphibalanus amphitrite, 3000 nucleotides. Its product is annotated as neuronal acetylcholine receptor subunit alpha-10-like. Bases 186 to 1742 code for a protein of 518 amino acids. The record is from RefSeq and is a predicted model, not a curated record. Gene Ontology annotation, cellular component: neuron projection; synapse; postsynaptic membrane. Gene Ontology annotation, molecular function: acetylcholine-gated monoatomic cation-selective channel activity; transmembrane signaling receptor activity. Gene Ontology annotation, biological process: nervous system process; signal transduction; monoatomic ion transmembrane transport. The transcript has 10 exons. NCBI's taxonomy places the organism in Eukaryota, Metazoa, Arthropoda, Thecostraca, Balanomorpha, Balanidae.